CAGAACAAAACAUAAACAUCGGAGCCAAAACCAAAACGAAAACCCUCUUUCUUUUCUCUUUCUCUUCUCUUUCUCCUCUCUUCCCUCCAAGUCCAUGAAAGAGCACUGAAACGACAGCGUUUAGUCAAGAGAGGAAUUAUGGCUCAGAAGCCUCACCUGCAACUCAAGGAGCUGGGAUCCAAGCUCGAGACUCUUCCUUCCUCCAAAGACGCUAUCGUCAAGCUCUUGAAGCAAGCAACCCCAUGUCUUGCUGAGUUGGACCAGUCACCUUCGACAUCAACAUUGGAGUCAAUGAAGCCUUUCUUUAAUGCAAUUGUUAAGCCAGAACUGCUGAAGCACCAAGAUAGGGAUGUCAAGCUUCUAGUUGCAACAUGUGUUUGUGAGAUAACUCGGAUCACUGCACCUGAAGCUCCAUACAGUGAUGACAUUCUGAAGGAUAUUUUCCACUUGUUUGUGGGCACUUUUAGAGGUCUAAGUGAUACCAAUGGUGCAUCCUUUGGCCGGAGAGUCGUUAUAUUGGAGACGCUCGCCAAAUAUAGAUCCUGUGUUGUGAUGUUGGAUCUUGAAUGCAAUGAUCUGGUGAAUGAAAUGUUCAGUAUUUUCUUUGCAGUUGCCAGAGAUGAUCAUCCGGAAAGUGUUCUGUCUUCCAUGCAAACUAUAAUGGUGGUUCUCUUAGAAGAGAGUGAGGAUGUGCGUGAAGAUCUUUUAUCUAUUCUGCUUUCUAAAUUAGGCCGUGAAAAAAGAGCUGUUAAUAUGGCUGCAAGGAGGCUUGCUAUCAAUGUCAUACAGCAAUGUGUAGGAAAACUUGAACCCAGCAUUAAACAAUUUUUGCUAUCAUUAAUGUCUGGAGAUAGCAAGCCGCUGAGCAAUCAAGUGGAAUACCAUGGAGUUAUCUAUGAUCUAUAUUGCUGUGCUCCUCAGAUCUUGUCUGGAGUACUCCCCUAUGUGACUGGAGAGCUACUGUCUGACCAGCUGGAAACCCGUUUGAAAGCUAUGAACUUGGUUGGCGAUAUAAUCUCUGUUCCUGGAUCUUCCAUUUCUGAAGCAUUUCAGCCCAUAUUUUCAGAAUUUUUGAAGAGGUUGACUGAUAGAGUUGUUGAUGUCCGCAUGUCUGUCCUUGAGCAUGUAAAGAAAUGUCUGCUGUUGAAUCCUUUCAGAUCUGAAGCUCCUCAGAUAACAUCUGCCCUUUGUGAACGGCUGCUGGACUUCGAUGAAAAUGUUCGAAAACAAGUUGUGGCUGUUAUCUGCGAUGUGGCAUGUCAUGCCCUAGAUGCUGUUCCACUUGAAACUGUGAAACUUGUUUCAGAACGGCUCCGUGAUAAAUCUCUACUUGUUAAAAAGUAUACAAUGGAAAGAUUGGCUGAAGUGUAUAGAGUUGUUUGUGAAAAGAGCAGUGAUACUGUCAAUUCUAAUGAAUACAACUGGAUUCCUGGGAAGAUUCUUAGAUGUUUCUAUGACAAAGAUUUCAGAUCUGAUAUAAUUGAAUCUGUUCUGUGUGGAUCACUGUUUCCUGUAGAAUUUUCAGUCAGUGUUAUUGCUAAACAUUGGAUUGGAAUUUUCUCUGGAUUUGAUAGAGUGGAGGUAAAAGCUCUUGAAAAAAUACUGGAGCAGAAACAAAGGUUACAGCAAGAGAUGCAGAAGUAUCUGUCUUUGAGGCAGAUGAGUCAGGAUAAAGAUAUUCCCGAGGUGCAAAAGAAGAUUCUUUUCUGUUUCAGAGUAAUGUCCCGUUCGUUUGCUGACCCUGUAAAAGCUGAAGAGAGUUUCCUGAUUCUGGAUCAAUUAAAAGAUGCUAAUAUCUGGAAGAUUUUGACAAAUCUCGUUGAUCCAAAUACUAGCCUCCAUCAAGCUCGUGCCUAUCGGGAUGAUUUGCUUAAAAUACUUGGAGAAAAACAUCGUCUCUACGAGUUUUUGAAUACCUUCUCUGUGAAGUGCUCUUAUUUGCUUUUUAACAAGGAGCAUGUAAAAACAAUUCUCCUGGAAACAACAGCUCAAAAAUCUGCACAAAAUGCUCAGCAUACACAAUCUUGCAUGAAUAUUUUGGUGAUAAUUGCUCGCUUCAGUCCAUUGCUCCUUCGUGGCAGUGAGGAGGAGCUGGUGAAUUUACUGAAAGAUAAUGAUGAUACAAUCAAGGAAGGUGCUCUAAAUGUUGUAGCUAAGGCUGGUGGUACUAUUCGUGAACAACUUGCAGUCACAUCAAGUUCUGUAGACCUUAUAUUGGAGAGACUAUGUUUAGAAGGCAGUCGGAGGCAGGCAAAGUAUGCUGUCCAUGCACUGGCUGCAAUUACAAAGGAUGAUGGCCUCAAAUCUCUCUCUGUUCUAUACAAGAAACUUGUAGAUAUGCUGGAAGAUAAAACAGAUCUGCCUGCAAUACUUCAGUCUCUGGGGUGUAUUGCGCAGACAGCAAUGCCUGUCUAUGUAACCAGAGAGAAGGAAAUUGAAGAAUUUAUAAUAAACAAGAUUCUGAAAAGUGAUAGUCAAGAAGAUAACCCGAAAACAUCUUGGGAUGGUGAAAGCGAUCUUUGUAAGCUGAAGAUAUAUGGCAUUAAAACAUUUGUAAAGAGCUACUUGCCAGUCAAAGAUGCUCAUGUUCGUCCAGAUAUUGACAGGAUUCUGGAUAUACUCAGGAAUAUUUUACUAUAUGGUGAAGUAUCAAAGGAUCUAAAAUCAAGUUUAGUUGAUAAGGCCCAUUUGAAGCUAGCUUCUGCUAAAGCAGUUCUUCGGUUGUCAAGACUUUGGGAUCACAAGAUACCCGUUGAUCUUUUCCACUUAACUUUAAGGGUGCCCGAGGUUAAUUUCCCUCAAGCUAGGAAGAUUGUAUUGAGUAAAAUUCACCAAUAUAUCAAAGACCGCCUUUUGGAUGCCAAAUAUGCAUGUGCUUUCUUAUUGAACAUAUUUGGAUCCAAACCAAACAACUUUGCAGAGGAUAAACAGAACCUGGCCGACAUUAUUCAAAUGCACCACCAGUUGAAGGCACGACAGCUUUCUUCACAAUCAGAUGCAAAUUCCUUGGCCACUUACCCUGAGUACAUUCUUCCAUACCUAGUUCAUACGCUUGCUCACAAUUCAUGUCCGGAUGUUGAUGAGUGCAAGGAGUUUGGAGCAUAUGAUGAUAUAUACCGGCAGUUUCACUUAAUACUUUUAAUGCUACUGCAAAGAGAUGAAGAUGUCAAGUCAGAAGUAACUACUGACAAAGAGAAGGAAAUUAUAUCUACUAUCACUUGUAUCUUUCUGAGUAUCAAGCAUUCUGAAGAUGUAGUUGACACAUCAAAGUCAAAGAAUUCUCAUGCAUUAUGUGACCUUGGUUUAGCAAUAACCAAACGCUUAGUGCAGAAGGAUGUUGAUUUGCUAGGAUUGUCACAUUUGGUUCCUCUACCUCCAAUGCUAUACAAAGCAUCCGAGAAGGAAGGAGAUGACACUGGGGUAACUGAAGUUAAAAGCUGGUUGGCUGAUGAAAAUGCCUUGGCUCACUUUGAAUCUCUUGAACUAGAUAUGGUUCAUUCCCAAUCAGCAGAGAAUGAAGCUUCGAAGGAUGAUGAAAAGGACGGAAAUGAGAUACCUCUGCGAAAGAUGUUAAAGCACAUAAAAUCCCAGGGAUCCAGUGGCAAAAAGGUGAAAAGGAAUAAGUCUGCUUCAGCUGAAACGAAAAAGGAAGAAAAUGAUUUUGACACUGUAAAUAUGGCCAGACAAAUUAAUGGGGAUAACUUAGGGACCUCUUCUAAUGUGGAAGCAAGUAAUGGCCACGGACAUUCUUUGAGUAAGAAGGCUCUGAAGGAUCUAGGUUCUACAGCAGGUAAAAAAAGAAAAGCUAGAGAAACAACACCUGUUCCAGUGCCUAAACGUAGGCGGUCAUCUACUCAUGGAAAAUUGACAUUAUCAACUAGUAUAUCAAAGACAUCUCGAAGAGUUUUAGGAGAAGAAUCCCCUCAACCCAAACUUUUACUGGAUGAAGAAGUUAGCCCUGAUGCAGAUGGCAAAGCCAUCCAGAAAAAAAUGGUCAAAGGCAGGGAAAAAGAUUUGUUAUUAUCCUCAUUAAAGCAAAAGGUUAAAGGUUCUGAUGGUUAUCAUAAUGAUGAGUUGAACAAACCUGAUGAGCAUGACAUGAUGAGUCUUAAUCGUUUACAACUAAGUGAUAAGACUGUUAGUAACAUUAACAAGUCUUCCACGGGGUCCACUAAAAAAGGGAAAAGAAAAAGUAUUGCAGGAAUGGCUAAGUGCACAGCAAAGGGAGGUGAAAUUGACAUUGAAGAUCUAAUCGGUUGCAGAAUUAAAGUUUGGUGGCCUAUGGAUAAGAAAUUUUAUGGAGGCACCAUUAAGUCCUAUGAUCCUUUGAAAAGGAAGCAUGUGAUAUUAUAUGAAGAUGGAGAUGUAGAAAUACUCCGAUUGGAAAAGGAGCGCUGGGAGCUUAUUGACAAGGGCCGCAAAACUACUAAGAAGAUAAAGCUCUCUUCACUUGAAGCUUCUGGGCAAAAGCACAAAAGUUCAAGUGGCUCAUCACGUAAAAAAGCAAAAAAAAUAACCAACGGUAAUCAAUCUUCCAGCAAACCAGUAAACCGUGCAUCAAAAAGUAAUUUGCAUCAUGAGGAUGCCAAAGAGACUUCAGAGAUGUCAAGUCCUAAAGAGACCGCAGCCCUUAAAGCCAAUGAAAUGGACUCAGACCAUGGUGUUCUCAAGUAUCACAUGAAUCGUGAUCUCCAAGUGAAUCCCACAAGUCUAGCACAAUGGUGCUAACAUGCCGUGUGGGUUUCAUUGGAAAUACAAGCGCGAUGCCACAACAAUGUUGUUGAGUCUUCAAUGACGUUGUGAAGUUGGUGAUGCAGACAAUCACAGCUGGCGUAUGCGUUGUAGGUUUGAACUGCAUCCUAGGCUUGCAUCCUCGUCAAGGGUGUUUCCAUGAGGUUGCAAAUGUUGAAUCCAGCUAGUGGGUAAGGGAUAAAAGACAGCGAUUAAGGUUUUAGGAACAAACAAAAGAUAAGGAAAGAAAACGGGGUCGGGUGUGGGCCUUAGGUAUGGGUCUUUUCCUUUAAACGUGGUUGUCUUCCUCCACCCCCAUACUUUCUCGUGACACUCCCACAGUCCCAUAAUUUAAAAAAUGAUCCGUGUCCUUGCUUUUAUUUUGUAUUAUUUUCCGGAACAGGCUUCAAGAAAGCAAAAUUGUGGAAAACAAUCGCAAUAGCCUUAUGCAUUGUAUGUUUGUACUGUGUCGUAGGCUUCCAUCCUUGUCAAGGAUGUUCCGAUGAGUUUGCAAACACUGAAUCCAGCCAGUGGGUGAGGGAUAGAAGACAUUAUUUAGGGUUUAGGAAUAAAGAAAAGAUAAGGAAAGAAAGCCGCGUUUUGGGUAUGGGUCUUUGCUGCCUUCAAAUUGAAUUUAAAGAAAAAGAGAGUAGUGUCCUUUUUUUUUCUUAUUAUUUUCCGGAUUAGACUUUCUAUAAAGCAACAAAUCGUGAUAGAACAAUCUCUAGUUAUUAUGCAACCGGUAGUUAUGGGAUUAACAGCUACGGAUUGAACUUUCUGGAAAAAGUGCUCCCCUGCCACAUUCUAGAACAAGUUUUUCGUAUUCCGAUUAAAAAAUCUAGAAUAAACAUUUUUUUAUUCUACAACAAACAUGUUUCUUUAAUUCUAGAUUAGGUCAUCCAGAAUAAGUAUGGGGUAAUUUUUAGAAACUCACGUGUGUCAUGUAAGUUUUUAAAACUCCUGUAUUUAUUAUGUUUUAUUUUGUGUAUUAUAAAUAGUUAAUUGGGCUGCAACUUUAACUUAAAUGCCCAACAAAUAGUUUGGAGUCUGUCUUUUUUGGAAGGAUAGCCUAGACUUAAAAUUUUGUUAAUAUAUAUUUGUUUCCAUAUUAUGUUAAAAUGAUUCUAAAGAUAUGUUUUUAAUUAUUGAUCACGAAUCUUAUUUUUCACGCUUCAAAAUUCAUACUUCGUAUCCCGAUUCAACUAGCUUGGUUACGA
Molecule: messenger RNA, 5948 nt
Organism: Vigna radiata var. radiata (mung bean)
Lineage: Eukaryota; Viridiplantae; Streptophyta; Magnoliopsida; Fabales; Fabaceae
Product: sister chromatid cohesion protein PDS5 homolog A
Exons: 32
Coding region: 139-4728 (1529 amino acids)
Biological process (GO): DNA repair; mitotic sister chromatid cohesion
Cellular component (GO): nucleus; chromatin
Source: RefSeq, a predicted model, not a curated record